Molecule: messenger RNA, 891 nt
Organism: Oryza sativa Japonica Group (Japanese rice)
Lineage: Eukaryota; Viridiplantae; Streptophyta; Magnoliopsida; Poales; Poaceae
Product: protein OXIDATIVE STRESS 3
Source: RefSeq, a predicted model, not a curated record
UCCCCACCGGACGUUGUAAAGAUUGUGAAAGAGAGGAAGCAAGAGAGGAAGAAGAAUAUAUCCAUAGUUCUAUACACAAAGCGUACCUGUUCUUUCGGUGUCUUUGUUCCAGAAGCCAGAAAAACUGCGAGCAUGGGCAAAUUCGGUGGAGCUGCGGUCCUUCCAGUAUACCGUGAAGAAGAAGAUGAAGACUUGUUCGAGACAUCAUCGUCCAUCUCAGGCGACUCCGAUGAUGAGGCUCAAUUUUCAGACAGCGAGGAAGCUGAAGCUCAAGAAGACCAGUUUGCGCAGCAGCCAGCGAGAAGGAUGAAUUCAGAUAGCCUCUACGAUCUGUCAUCUAUGAAGGCACAACUCCCUGUCAAGAAAGGAUUAUCCAAAUACUACGACGGAAAGUCUCAAUCUUUUGCAUGUAUGUCUGAGGUGAGAUGCCUAGAGGAUCUACGCAAGAAGGAGAAUCCAUACAAGAAGAUCAAAUCAUCCAAGAGCUAUGUAGCACUGGAUGGGAACCAGGAAGCUUGUCAUAUACCUGGCGCAAACAGCACAUCAAUAGCCAAGAAGUCUGGAAGUUCUUGCGCAAAUCUGAUGGCCAGGAAUAACACCAAAAGCAUGCUCUAUAGGCCUCCCCCAAUUCCUGUAAACAAAAGCGGAUAUCAUCAGUAGGAACAGUAUCGAAAUGUUUUUUUUUUGGGGGGUCAGGGUUUCAUCUCUGUUCUUUUUUCGUUGAGGAUUUUGUUGACAAGCAUAUUAGCCUGUCACGGAUGUAAGAGGAUUUCGUUCUCUGCCAUAUACAGAGAGUCGUCUUGUUCAAGGAGACAUCGAUUCUGUUUGUAAAUACUACAAUGAAAUUUUUCAUUGGACUGCCUGGGGAUGAUGAACAGCCUUCUGUCGAAA